Molecule: messenger RNA, 1849 nt
Organism: Silurus meridionalis
Lineage: Eukaryota; Metazoa; Chordata; Actinopteri; Siluriformes; Siluridae
Product: golgin subfamily A member 6-like protein 2
Exons: 12
Coding region: 16-849 (277 amino acids)
Source: RefSeq, a predicted model, not a curated record
UUUCAGGACGAGGAGAUGAGACCAUGGGACCUUUUAACACAUUUGGAGGAGAUGAGACAUUUGCUACGGAGUGUCGAAAGACAGAUCAGAGAAGAACCAGAUCCUCUUAUAAGGGAAGAUGUCUUGGUUUGUCAGAGCGAGAGAGAAUGGACAGAAGACGAGAGACUGAAAAUGGAGAAAUCUGCUUUACAGACUGAAUAUAAAAUAGAUGAUGAAACUAUUUAUAGUGAAUUUAAAACAAAAACCAGAAAACUGGAGGAAACUGAAGAAGAGCUAAAAAAUACAAAGAUGGAACUGGACAGCAUGUCUAAAUCACUGCAAUAUAAAGACAACCAGAUACAGAAGGCACAAAUACAAGUGAAGAAAAUGAAUGAGAUGCUGAGUGAGAAAAAAACCCAGCCGAAGAACACAGACAAAGAUCUGGAAACCAGUCAAAAUAAACUGGAAGAGAAGGACAUGCUGCUCAGAGAGAUGAAAAAAGAAUUGGAAAAAACAAAAAGGAUUUUAGAAGAGAAUCAGAAAUCAAUGAAAGACAACAACACAAAACUUGAGAACAUGGUGAAAGAACUGGAAACUAGUAAAAACAAACUAAUGAAAAGAGAUAAACAGCUUCAGGAGAAAGACAGACUUCUAGAGGAGAAAACUAAACAGCUGCAGGAACAGACAGAUCCAGAAUCAUCAGCCCCCAUCAGGAGAAGAAACAGCAUGGAAUUGGAACCUCAAACAAUGAUUGGAGAGACUCAGGACUCAGAAACACCAAUCAGGAGAAAAAGCAGUAUAGAGGGAGAUCGUCCAUCAUUGGGUGGAGAAUUUACUCCACAUUCUCCAGUGUCGGUUUCUGUAGCAUAACUGAGGCUGGUGCUGCUGGGGGGGACGGGGUCUGGGAAGAGUGCAGCUGGAAACAUUAUUCUGGGCAGAGAGGAGAGGAACCAGGAUUCAACAUCUACAGCUACAUCUACAUCCACCCAGCAGAGUGAGAGCACACAGGGGGAGGUGGCUGGGAGGAAGGUGACUGUGGUGGACACUCCUGACUGGUUCUCUCCUGGACUCUCUCUGGAGAAGCUGAGACAAGCUGUAGAACAAUCUGUCUGCUCCAGGACCCAACGCCUUCCUCCUGCUCAUAUCUGUAAAGCAGUCUACAGGAGAGAAGAGGGAGAUAAUGGAGAAUAUGGAGGAGAUUUUUGGAGAGAGAUGUUGGAGAAACACUAUGAUCAUAUUUAGUGUCACUGAUUAACUUCAGGAGGAAGAACAUUGAGGAGUUUAUCCAAUCAGGAAAUAAAGAGCUCCAGAGAGUUGUAGAGAAAUGUGGGAACAGGGAGGAGUGUGAAGGAGAGGUGAGGAUGGUCCUUAUGAAAACCAUCCAGCCUGAACUCCAUAGAUAUAUUUUGGCCUCAAAGACAAAGAUGGAGGAAGAGUGCAGCAGACAGAUGGAGGAGAAGCACAGAGAGCUGGAGACUCUUAAACAGAAAGUUUCAGAGCUCACAGAGAUUCUCAGGCUGAGGGAUGAAGUCUACAAGACAACUGUGAUGAGCUUAACAUAUCAGAACCAGCACCUGGUUUAAGAUGGAGUUACACUUCAUGUAUGUACUUUGGGUAGAAAUCUCACAUCAUGAAAGGAUUUUUUUUACUGUGAUUUACGAGCUACAUAACAGAACACAGAGCUAAAGACUAAAGUAAGUGUCCUCAUCACAUAAUUUUCAUCGUGGGAACCGAGUGCAAACAGUGCAAGACAAAGACUACACAAGAUCUAUGCAGUACCUGUGGUCACUGAAACACUCUUAUUCCCGUUCUUUUUUCAGUGUUUUUACUGUUAAAUUAUUAGUUAUAAUACGUAAUCAUCUGUCAAUCU